Cadophora gregata is the source of this 804-nucleotide messenger RNA. RefSeq lists its product as uncharacterized. The coding region runs from base 1 to 804 and encodes 267 amino acids. The transcript has a single exon. The record is from RefSeq and is a predicted model, not a curated record. Lineage: Eukaryota; Fungi; Ascomycota; Leotiomycetes; Helotiales; Ploettnerulaceae.
AUGGACCAGCGGGGAGGGGUUUCCGACGAGGGAGCAAAUUCUUCAAAUGUCUCCCCCUCGGUGUUAAUAGGCCUAGGAAUAACUUUUCAAAACACAAUUGAAGGAACUCGCAACACUUCCGGUGUUGCUGGAGAAAGUAGCCAGCAACAAGCCAAUGAACGAAAUGGAGUGAAUAGAACAACCAUCAUCACAGUGGAUAUACAUAUCGACGACGAUAACCUCUCAACCAUAUACACCAACACGAACAGUAACGCAUACGCCAACACAUACAUAGACAGCGACGUCGAGAGCACAGCAGCUGUUGAACACUGCACUAAGACGCCCAAAUGCCUCCAGAAAGUCCACCGCUUCAUGAAGGGAAGCCCGCUCCAACGCCUCCGCCAUAACAUCGAAAUCUGGAAAUGGGAACGCUCUCAAAAGAAAUCCGUCGCAUAUCAAGAACAGCAACAGAAAAAAGCGAUCCAGAAAGAACAAGAUGAGCAUCUUAACUUUGAGAGGAACCAAGCGAGACAAGCGAAGGAGUAUAUUAAUGAGAUGAAGAACAGGGAAACAGAGGGACGAGUGGGGUAUAGAGGGAGUCGAUCGAGGAGGGAGGCGGUUGGGAAUGGAACUUGGUGGGAGAAGUUUGGGAAGAGGAAGAUUCAGAGGGAGAGGAGAGAGUGGGAGGAGGGCAUGACGUGGGAAGUGUUGAAGGAGAGGCGUAGGAUGCUUAGGGAGGGGGAUGGGACGUUCACUACUAUUGUGAGGACGUCGGCGGAGGUGAAGGAGGAUGAGAGGAGGAGGUUGGAACAUGCGAGGGACUAG